CUAAACGUCAACGUUUUGCAGCACUCGUGAAUUGAAAAAACAUUACGAAUACGAAAACAAACCAUUGCUGGCGAAGGUGAAAAAAGCGCCGGAAAGUCACACGGGAACAACGCAAUAGGCGCCUGUAGAUUUAAAAAGAAGCAUGCUGGUUUGAUUUUACGCAUAACCAUGGCUGUUUCAUUCUGCGGAAAACGUUUGCUCCUGAAUCGCUCCAAUUUGCUGGCAAAUCCAAAACGUCACGGAUAUAUCGUACUAGUGCCGGAAAUUGGUGAAGAUUUACCGGGACGAAAUCCGCUGACCCGUUCGGAGAAUGGCUUACCGGAGUUCAACAAUGUAACCAUCGAAAAGUGUGUCGGAACCAUCGGUCAACAGGCGGCCGGGGUGGAACGAUCUGUACGUGCGCUGGAGGAGAAAAUUACCGCUGCAGAAGGUGGCCUGGAUGUGAUCAAAGACAUUCUUGUACCGUUGGAGCAGGUGGUCACUCCCCUAGAGACAACAUGGGGUGUGGCUAAGACACUGUAUCUUGGUAACAGCUCUAAAAUGCCGACUAAAAGCUACAUGACGAUACACGAACGAGCGCGGGCAGCUCGGAGAUUUAAGUUCAACAGUCUGCCGAUAUACAAUGCCCUGCAAAGUGCCAUCGUUGGGAAGGAAAACAAAUUUUCGCUGGAAGAAAAUCGACUUAUCAAUAAAUACCUGUUGGAAUCGGAACUAAACGGAGUCAAAGUAGACGAACCAGCGAAGGUGGACUUACGGGAUGUACUGAUGAAGUUGUCCCAAGAGCGGUCGAAAUUUCACGGCAAACGAGAGGUAGCUGUGAAAAAGUUUUCACACGUCGUAAAAGACCCAGCUGUGAUGAAGGAGUUUCCGCCUUCGGUUUUGCAAGCUCUUGCCGUAGAUCAGUCUCAGGUUGUGAAGGGUCCCUGGAAGAUCACUCUGCAACCGUUUGUGGUGCAGAGUUUUUUGGAGUACUGUCCAGAUAGAACGCAACGCUGGAACUUGUGGCAGGCCGAUACACGCAAAUGUUCUAACAAUUCCGACAGAGCACUCGAAAAUAGCACCCAUCUCGAGAUGAUUCGAUCGUUACGAAAGCGGCAAGCCAAGAUUUUGGGGUUCGAAAGCUACGUGCACAUGUCGAUGAAAACGAAGAUGGCCGGAUCGGUUGAGCAAUUACGUGACACGCUGGAUGAACUGCUGCGGUUUGCUCGUCCUGCUUUGGACAGUGAAAUGGCGGAUUUGGAGCCAUUUGCUCGUGAUAAUGGCUUUAAAGACACGCUGGACAUCUACGAUGUUCCGUAUUGGAAGCGACGACAGUUCGCAGAGCUGCACCAAUUCGACAAAGAAGCUCUUAAAGAAUAUUUUCCAAUGCCGAAGGUUUUAAGCGGAUUGUUUAGCCUAGCCGAAUCACUGCUAGACAUACGGAUUGUAGAACGGACCGGCGUUGAUACGUGGCAUGAAGAUGUCCGAUUUUAUGAUAUUUUCGACGCUAGCAAAGGAACCGAACCGAUUGCUGGAUUUUAUACGGAUCUAUACAGUAGAGAAGAGGAGAAAAUAUCGGUUGUUGGAAACUCUGGUUGGAUGGUGGGAAUCGUAAAUCGCAGCGUUGUAGCAGAAGAGAAACCGCUGGCCGCUCUGAUAUGCAACUUCCCAGUACCUUUGUACGGAAAACCAUCACUUUUAACUAUUGAUGACGUACAGAUUCUGUUCCACAAAUUUGGCCAUGCUCUACAGCACAUGCUAACGGAAACGCACUACAGUGAGGUGGCUGGUCUAUCGAAUGUCGAAUGGGACGCGGUUGAAAUUUCUGGAUUUGUACUCACCAGUCUACUGCAAGAUCCGGACGUGAUUCGCUCGAUUAGCAGCCACUAUGGAACGGGAGAAACCCUUCCGGAUCAAUGUGUUGAAUCGAUCCAAAAACGUCACACCCAUCUGGCCGGCUACGAACUUUGUCGAGAGCUUUAUUUUUCUAAUCUAGACUUGGAGCUGCACAUACAAUCGGGUUACUGGCUGGAGAUUGUGAGAAAACUCUACCCCCAGUUCCACACUUUUGCACUGGACAAAAAGGAUGCCCAUCCGUGCUCGAUGAGUUCUAUCUUCUCCGGUGAUUGGGGAGCGGCUUACUAUAGCAGGCUCUGGUCUCGCAUGGUUGCGGCCGAUGUGUACAGCGCAUUUGUUGAAGCUAAACCAAAGGGACAACAAUCCGAUGUCGGUCUCCGUUUCCGAGACACUUUCCUAGCCCUCGGUGGAGGCUGUCACCCAUCCGAAGUGUUUCGACGAUUUCGUGGAAGAGAUCCCUCGCCGCUGGCGCUUAUUAAUGUACUGGAAAUCAACAAGACCCCGCCGUCUCAUGGUUUAGGGAAAAAACCCGGGUGGAGUAGUAGUGAAGAUUAAUUUACUGGAUUCAUUGAAUUUUAUUGUUAAUAAAACACGUUAGUCAGAA
Molecule: messenger RNA, 2440 nt
Organism: Wyeomyia smithii (pitcher-plant mosquito)
Lineage: Eukaryota; Metazoa; Arthropoda; Insecta; Diptera; Culicidae
Exons: 3
Coding region: 169-2391 (740 amino acids)
Biological process (GO): proteolysis; peptide metabolic process
Molecular function (GO): metalloendopeptidase activity
Source: RefSeq, a predicted model, not a curated record